Leptonychotes weddellii (Weddell seal) is the source of this 3695-nucleotide messenger RNA. Lineage: Eukaryota; Metazoa; Chordata; Mammalia; Carnivora; Phocidae. The record is from RefSeq and is a predicted model, not a curated record.
UUCUAUCCUGGUGAGUGUCCUCCCCACGGCCCCACCUCACCUCUGUGUACCUGUUCCAGUCACGGUGUACCUGUUGAGUGUUCCUGGCUCAGUCUGAAAGGUGCCUGUCUCUGCAACUAAGGACCUACCUCUAACGGAGCUGUGACAGGUGCCUCCCAUCAGUCUGAGCUGUGAGUGGCAGGUGGAGAGAGGUCCACUCAGAAAGCCAGCCCCACCAUGAGUCUGUGGGAACUUGACAGCCACAGCUGCCAAGGUACCCCAAGGCCGGCUCAGGAGCCCAGCACUGAGGAGACACCGGCUGUGGAGCUGCAGAUGAAGGUUGAUUUCUUCCGGAAGCUAGGCUACUCAUCCGCUGAGAUCCACAGUGUCCUGCAGAAACUGGGGGUGCAGGCCGACACCAACACAGUGCUGGGCGAGCUGGUCAAACAUGGGUCAGCAGCCGAGCGGGAGCGCCAGGCCUCCCCGGACCCCUGCGCUCAGCCCCCCCUGGUCCCCCGGGGUGGGGGCACCCCCAAGGCACCCACCCUGGAGCCCUCACCCCCAGAGGAGAACAAGGAAGGCAGUGACCUGAGACCUGUGGUCAUCGACGGUAGCAACGUGGCCAUGAGCCACGGGAAUAAGGAGGUGUUCUCUUGCCGGGGCAUCCUCCUGGCAGUGAACUGGUUUCUGGAGCGGGGCCACACAGACAUCACGGUAUUUGUGCCAUCCUGGAGGAAGGAGCAGCCUCGGCCUGAUGUGCCCAUCACAGACCAGCACAUCCUGCGGGAGCUGGAGAAGAAGAAGAUCCUGGUGUUUACCCCGUCCCGGCGCGUGGGCGGCAAGCGUGUGGUGUGCUACGAUGACCGCUUCAUCGUGAAGCUGGCUUUCGAGUCUGAUGGGGUCGUGGUCUCCAACGACACGUACCGGGACCUGCAGAGCGAGCGGCAGGAGUGGAAGCGCUUCAUUGAGGAGCGGCUGCUCAUGUAUUCCUUCGUCAAUGACAAGUUCAUGCCCCCCGAUGACCCUUUGGGCCGUCACGGGCCAAGCCUGGACAACUUCCUGCGCAAGAAGCCGCUGACAGCGGAGCACAGGAAGCAGCCGUGUCCCUACGGGAGGAAAUGCACCUACGGGAUCAAGUGCCGAUUCUUCCACCCAGAGCGGCCGAGCCGCCCGCAGCGCUCCGUGGCUGACGAGCUCCGCGCCAAUGCCCUCCUCCCACCCCCCAGGGCCCCGGGCAAAGACAGAAGCAGCCAGAGGCCCUCACCCUCGUCCCAACCCGGCCCUGGGCCCACAGAGCAUGAGCAGUGCAGCCUGGACGGGAAGAAGCUGGGAGCCCAGGCAUCCCCGGGGCCGCACCGAGAGGGUCUGACACAGCCCUUCGCCCCAGCUGGCCGGAGCCUCCCGCCUGGUGGGGGCAGCGGCAGCAGCUUUGGGCCAACAGACUGGUUCCCACAGACGCCAGAGUCUCUCCCGUACACGUCCCAAGAGUGUCUGGACUCAGGCAUCGGCUCCCUGGAGAGCCAGAUGUCCGAACUCUGGGGGGUUCGCGGAGGGGGCCCUGGUGAGCCCGGCCCGCCUCGGGGCCCUUACGCCGGCUACAGCCCCUACGGGGCCGAGCUCCCAGCCGCUCGGGCCUUCUCUGCCUUUGGAGGGGCCAUGGGUGCCGGCCACUUCAGUGUCCCUGCUGACUAUGCCCCCCCACCGGCUGCCUUUCCACCUCGAGAGUACUGGUCUGAGCCGUACCAGCUGCCCCCGCCCACCCCAGUCCUGCAGGACCGGCAGGUGCCAGGCCCGGGGGCUGACAGGGGCCCAUGGGGCGGGGCUGGCAGCCUAGCCAAGGAGCGAGCCAGCGUGUUCACCAAGCUGUGCGGGGUCUUCCCCCCGCACCUGGUAGAGGCUGUGAUGGGGCGCUUCCCGCAGCUCCUGGACCCCCAGCGGCUAGCUGCAGAGAUCCUUUCUUACCAGCCCCGGCACUCCAGCAAGUGAGCCGGCUGCGCGGGGGCAGCCACCCCCAAGGCUAGACUGAGGGAGGACUGAAGUAGGGAAGGGAAACUGCAAACCAAAGAGAACUGUAGGAUUGGUUCUGGCCCCCCGGCGCCUGGAGCCGGCUGCCGAGUGGGGCAGGAGCGAUCGCCCUGUUGAUGCACAUUGUAUCUGUAGUUUAAGGAGACGCUGCCGUAAAGGCAUCAGUCCGUGGCUGAAGCCCAAACCCCCCUUUCUCUCAGAGGGCGGGGAGGGAGGCGGUGGGGAGCAGAGGCCUGGGCUGGGGGCCCUGUGCACGGCCCCCCACCUCCGCCCCGUCCCUGGGAUGCCGGCCUCGGCUGGCUAGUUAGGCACCGUGUGCCUGCCCUCCAAGGGCCCCUCCGGUACGCCAAUGAGGCCGCAUUGGUGCUCUCGCAGGGCACCAGGCUUCAUGUUAGUAAGCAAGAUGCUUCUUAAUAACCCACCUUCUGUCCCACUCUGUUUGCCUGUCUGCUUGCCCCCACUAGGGGUCAAGGGUCCUCUGUCCCCACCCUCUCUUCCCCUUCCUCUGUGCUCCGAGUCACCUCUCCCGCAAGAGUGGGGACGCGUGUAUGUAUGUGUACAGGUAGAAUGUUAAGUACUUUAAGUGUAAGUCCUUGCCUCCUUUAACAUGUCAGUAAAGUACAAUGUGACCCCUUUAAGAGAUGAUGGUCUUGGUUGUACUUGGGGGCUGAGCGGGCCUUUGAGCAGUGGAAGGUCAGCAGGUGUGCACCUGACCCAAAACGCUCAGUCCCUUGGGGGCAGAGCCUUCCUUACUGAGGCCGUGGCCCAGGCCUUGAGAGGAGGUGGGGUAAAGUUGGGGAGUUGAAGUCCUGUGGCUGUGGGGUGGCGAGGGGUGGCAAGGGUUGGGGGCAAGGGGCGGGAUUGGGCUCUUUCCCUUUUCUGUCCUGUGGCCAGAGCUGAGGACAGAAAACCAUCUGGCUUUCUGAGAAGAGGGCUUCCAGGAUAGUUGAGGAGAGAAGAUGCUGGGGGAGCCCUUGGGUGUUAGGCUCUGGCCCCACCUUCCCAGGCACUGCCAUGUUCUAGACGUGGAGCUCCACCAGAGUGGAGCAGGGGGCGCAGAACAGCCUGGAAAGGCGACGCCAGGGUAGCCUCCGUGCGGGAGGCUAGGGGUCCUGGUCCCAAACUCAGGAACCAGCUCUGCCACUGGAUUCACUAGGGACAAGUGACUCCCCCUCUCUGGGCCUCAGUUUCCUCAUCUGUGAAGUGGGGAUAAUAACGGUACCUACCUUACAGGACAGGGAGGAUGUGAGAGUAUGCAUGUUGACCACAUGACCCAAUGCCUGACAUAGUAAGUGCUCAUCAAAGGGCCUCUGGUGUUGCUCUCCGUGGGCUGUGUUCACCUCACCAUCUCUACCUUCUCAGCGGCCCCUAAAAGGAAGGAAGCCAGGCAGGAAUAUACAUUUUUCUCAGAUGAGAAAAUGAGAUAUAAAUGCUACAGAUUUUAAGUGAAAAGCUGGGCUGUCGUAUGAUCCCUGAACACCAUCAGCAGGAGAAAAUGGAAAAAAUACAGUUUUAAUAAUUCUAUAUUUGAACAUCUCACCUAAUCUGUACUUGCUGUUUGUGAAGCUUUUAUAGUAUCUGUAUUUUUUUUUUUUUUAGAAACUGCUUUACCACAGAACACCUGAGCAGCAUGUUGAGGAAAAUGCCACAUUGGCCCUCUCCCUGCACGCUGGGCCCCCACUGUGUUCUUC